Messenger RNA from Dromaius novaehollandiae (emu), 4333 nucleotides. RefSeq names its product ankyrin repeat domain-containing protein 50-like. The transcript has 4 exons. The coding region runs from base 231 to 3941 and encodes 1236 amino acids. NCBI's taxonomy places the organism in Eukaryota, Metazoa, Chordata, Aves, Casuariiformes, Dromaiidae. The record is from RefSeq and is a predicted model, not a curated record. Gene Ontology annotation, molecular function: protein binding.
CCCCCCCCCCCCCGCCGCUGCCGCCGCCGCGGGGCGCUGCCGCCGCCGCCGCUGCCGCUCCCGGAGGGCCCCGCCCGGCACGGCGCGCCCGGCCCGGGAUGCGGCGCGAGCGGCGCGCCGGGGCCCCGCGGCACCGCCGGAGGCCGGGGGCGGGCGCCGGGCGGAGGAGCCCCCCGGCCCGCAGCGCCUGAGCAUGCCCCCGCCGCCGUCGCCCCGCGGCCCGGCUCGGCAUGGAGGGCGCCGGCAGCCUGCUGCGCGGGAAGCCCUUCUACUGCCGCGAGUGGGCCCUGCAGCGGCUGCGGCAGAGCCUGGAGCGGCGCGGCGGCGGGGCGGGCGGGGUGCUGCUGACCGGCGGCCCCGGCUGCGGCAAGACGGCGCUGUGCACCGAGCUGCUGUGGCCCGCCUCGGAGGCCGGGCGGCGGGCCGGGCUGGGCGCCCGCGCCCUGGGCUGGCACUUCUGCCAGGCGCAGGACGCCGAGACGCUGUCGCCGCGGCGCUUCGUGCUGGGGCUGGCGCGGCAGCUGGAGCGCUGCGGCCUGCUGCCCGGGUACGGCGAGGCCCUGCGGCAGCCCCCGGCCCAGGCCGCCCUGCAGCCCGGCGAGUGCGAGCGGGACCCUGACGAGGCCUUCAAGAGGGCCGUGCUGCUGCCGCUGCUGGACCUGCCGCCGCCGGCCCGGCCGCUGCUGCUGCUGGUGGACGCCCUGGACGAGGCGGCGGCGCCGGCCGAGGGCGAGCGGAAGCCGUCGGGGCCGAGCGCUACCAUCGCCGAGCUGCUGGGGCGGCACCAUGCCCUGCUGCCCCCCUGGCUGCUGCUGGUCUGCUCGGCGCGGCGGCACAGCAAGGCCCUCGCCAGGACCUUCACCGGCUUGCGGCGCGUGUGCCUGGACGACCUGCGGAAGGCGGCCAUCGUGCGGGACGUGCAGCAGUACAUCCUGUGCCGCCUGGACCGGGAGCCCGCCCUGCGCCGGCACCUGACGCGCGAGACCGCCGAGAUGCUCAACCAGCUGCACAUCAAGAGCAACGGGUGCUUCCUCUACCUGGAGCGGGUGCUGGACGGCGUCGCCGCCGGCUCCAUCGUCCUCCGGGAGAUCCGGCACAUCCCCGGCACCCUCAACGGCCUCUACCUCUGGCUGUGCCAGCGCCUCUUCCCGCGGCCGCUCUUCGCCCGCGCCCAGCCGCUGCUCAACGUGCUGCUGGCCGCCCCGCGGCCCCUGCGCCCCGCCGAGCUGCACCGGGCGCUCUGGGCGCGCCGCGCCGGCCCCGGCCCCGGCCCCGGCCCCGGCUGGGACGACUUCCAGCGGCUCCUGGAGGCCCUCGCCCCGGUGCUGGUGGACGGCCCCGGCGGCACCAAGCUGCUCUUCCACGCCAGCUUCGCCGAGUGGCUGCUGGACGUCAAGUACUGCACGCAGCGGUUCCUGUGCAGCGCGGCCGACGGGCACGUCUCGCUGGCGCUGGGCGCCACGGCCCGGGCGCCCCAGCUGGCCCCCCGCGAGGUGCGCGGGCUGGCGCGGCACUUGCUGCGCGCCGGGCUGGGGCUGGAGCCCUGGCACCUGGCGCUGUGGCUGGUGUGGCACGGGGCGCCGCUGGCCCGCUGCCUGCAGGCCGGCCCGCUGGAGCCCGAGGUGCUGCAGCUGCUGGCGCUGGCGGGCGCCUGCGCGGGCGAGCCGGGGGCGGGCGGCGCCGGGGCCGGCCCCGCGCCCUCGCCGGGCGCGCUGCGCCGGGCGCCGGAGCGCGAGGACUCGGUGCGGGCGCUGCUGGAGAGCGGGGCCAGCGCCAACCAGCGCGACGCCGGCGGCCGGACGCUCCUGGCCGGCGCCGCCCGCAGCGGAGACCACGAGGCGGCCGGGCUGCUGCUGGCGCGGGGCGCCGAGGUGGAGGCGCCCGACCGCGGCGGGCAGACGCCGCUGACGCUGGCCGCCCGCCAGGGCCACGCCAAGGUGCUGCAGUGCCUGCUGAGCCACGGCGCCGGCGUCAACCGCCCCGACCGCCAGGGCUGGACCGCCCUGCGCUCGGCCGCCUGGGGCGGGCACGCCGAGGCCGUGGCCGCGCUGCUGCGGGCGGGCGCCGACGUGGACGGGGCCGACGCCGAGGGGCGCACGGCGCUGCGGGCGGCAGCCUGGGGCGGCCACGAGGACAUCGUGCGGACGCUGCUGGCGCACGGCGCCCGGGUCGACCGCGCCGACACCGAGGGCCGCACCGCCCUCAUCGCCGCCGCCUACAUGGGCCACCGCGAGAUCGUGGAGCUGCUGCUGGCGCACGGCGCCGACCCCAACCACGCCGACGCCGACGGGCGCACCGCCCUCUCCGUGGCCGCCCUCUGCGUGCCGGCCAGCCGCGGCCACGGCGAGGUGGUGAGCCUGCUGCUGGAGCGCGGCGCCCGCGUGGGGCAGCGCGACCGCGACGGCCUCACCCCGCUGCUGGUGGCCGCCUACGAGGGCCACGCCGACGUGGCGGAGCUGCUGCUGGAGGGCGGCGCCGACGUGGACGAGGCGGACGGCGCCGGGCGCACGGCGCUGCUGGCGGCCGCCUCCAUGGGCCACGGGGCGGUGGUGAGCACGCUGCUGCUGUGGGGGGCCGCCGUGGACCGCGUGGACGAGGAGGGGCGCACGGCGCUGGGCGCGGCGGCGGCGCAGGGCAGCGAGGCCGUGGUGGGCGCGCUGCUGGAGCGGGGGCUGGACGAGAACCGCCGCGACGCCCUGGGCUGGAGCCCGCUGCACCUGGCCGCGCUGGAGGGCCACGCCGGCGCCUGCGCCGCGCUGCUGCGGCACGGCGCCCGCGUGGCCGAGGCCGACCCCGAGGGCCGCCUGCCGCUGCACCUGGCCGCCCAGGAGGGCCACUGCGCCUGCCUCCGCCUGCUGCUGGAGAGCCGCUCGCCCCUGGACCGCCGCGGCCGCGACGGGCGCACCGCCCUGGCCGCCGCCGCCCUGCGGGGCCACCGCCCCGCCGCGGAGCUGCUGCUGCGGCACGGCGCCGACCCCAACCUGCCCGACGCCGAGGGCCGGCCGCUGCUCUACCUGCUGGUGCUGGAGGAGCGCCCGGCGCUGGCGGAGCUGCUGCUGGAGCACGGCGCCGACCCCGAGGGCCGGGACGCCCAGGGGCGCACGGCGCUGCACGUCUGCUGCUGGCAGGGGCAGCUGGAGGCGGCGCGGCUGCUGCUGCGGCACGGGGCCCGGGUGGACGCGCUGGACGCCGAGCGGCGCUCGCCGCUGCACUCGGCGGCCUGGCAGGGCCAGGCGGGCGCCGUGCGGCUGCUGCUGGAGCGGGGCGCCCGCGUGGACCAGGCGUGCAGCCAGGGCGCCACGGCGCUGGGCAUCGCCGCGCAGGAGGGCCACGCCGAGGUGGUGCGGGCGCUGCUGGAGCGCGGCGCCGACCCCUGCCACGCCGACAGCUACGGGCGCACGCCCGGCCGCGUGGCCGCCCGCCGGGGCCACGCCGCCAUCCUGCGCCUGCUGGAGCGGCACGGGGCCCCGCCGGCGCCCGCCUCGCCGCCCCGCGCCGCCCCGGCCCGCUCCUCCCAGGGCUCCGGCAGCCCCGCGCCCAGCCCGCCCGCCGCCCCCGGCGGGGGCCGCAGCCCGGCCUCCGCCUCGCCGGCCUCCACGGCCGGGCGCUGCCGCUCGCCCGCCUCGGGCGCCUCGCCGCAGAGCUCGCGGGGCUCCUCGGCCGCCACCGCCUCCACGCGCCACUCGCGGGCCACGGCGCAGACGGUGCCGCUCGACAGCCUCGGCUUCACCCAGCGCCUGCAGCAGCACUCGCUGCCGCGCGGCCGCCCCGCCGCCCCCCCGCCGCCGCCGCCCCCCGCCGCCCCCCAGCCCAACGGGCUGCCGCAGCCGCUCAUCUCCAUCACCACGCUGGACCCCCAGCUGCACCUCAAGCAGGCGCUGAAGCUGCAGUUCGAGGGCCCCACCUGCGGCUACGACUACAAGAAGGAGACGCCGCUCUGAGCGCGUGGGGGGGCGCGCCGUGGGGCGCAGCCGUGGGGUGCAUGCCGUGGGGCGCACAGCCCUGCACCACCGCGCUGGCAUCGGGGACGCCAGAUGCCACCCAGCCGAGGGACGCGGCAUGCAGCUAUGGGGGUCGCGGUGUGGGGGGCAGCCGGCUCCCCCCAGGCUGCUGCCCCACGGCAGCCCAUGGCACCACCGGCUCCUUGGGGGGGGGGGGGGGCGGCACACGUUGAGACCCUGCCUGGGAUGGGGCAGAGGGGCUGCCGGGCACUGCCGUGGGGCAGGACGGGGCUGAGCCCGCUGUGGGGCCAGGCCUGCUGUGGGGCGCCCCGGCGGUGCCCCGUGUGCUGCCGCAGCGGUUUGUACGACACGAAUAAACGCCAGGAGCUGCC